Brassica napus (rape) is the source of this 2418-nucleotide messenger RNA. RefSeq lists its product as uncharacterized. Lineage: Eukaryota; Viridiplantae; Streptophyta; Magnoliopsida; Brassicales; Brassicaceae. The coding region runs from base 1 to 2418 and encodes 805 amino acids. Gene Ontology annotation, molecular function: nucleic acid binding; RNA-DNA hybrid ribonuclease activity. The record is from RefSeq and is a predicted model, not a curated record. The transcript has a single exon.
AUGGCCAUUAAGACUGAUAUGUCUAAGGCUUAUGAUAGAGUGGAGUGGAGCUUCCUCGAGAUUCUCUUGGAGAAAAUGGGUUUUGACAGAAUUUGGAUACAUUGGAUCAUGGGUUGUGUGAGCUCUGUUUCUUACUCGGUUCUUCUCAAUGGUAAUUCACACGGCUUCAUCAAACCGGAACGAGGCAUUAGGCAAGGAGACCCGCUCUCUCCCUUCCUAUUUAUCCUCUGCGCUGAAGCUUUAGUGAACUGCCUUAACCACUCAGAAGCGAAUGGGAGAAUCAAUGGUAUUAGAUUGGCGGCUACGGGCCCUUCAGUUCAUCAUCUCCUAUUCGCUGAUGAUAGCCUACUGAUGUGUAGAGCUAGUGUGGAGGAUGCUCUGGAAAUCUCACGCUGCCUUAAAUUAUAUGGUGAUGCAUCGGGUCAGAUGAUAAAUCAGCAGAAAUCCUCUAUUAUCUUUGGAUCUAAUGUCCCUGAGGAAAUCAAAAUGGAGGUCAAAGUAGCUCUUGGAAUCGAUACGGAAGGAGGAGAGGGUUCCUACCUUGGCUUACCUGAAUGUUUCAGUGGUUCCAAGAGGAAGUUACUUAGCUUUCUCCGCGAAAAGCUUCAUGGCCGGCUGAACGGUUGGUUCUCAAAGGCACUAUCUCAAGGUGGCAAAGAGAUAUUACUAAAAUCCAUUUGUCUGGCUCUGCCGAUCUACGCUAUGACAUGUUUCAAGCUUCCUAAAGAUACAUGUGAAAGAAUGACCAGUGCUAUGAUUCAGUUUUGGUGGAGCAGUGGCAAUAAUAAGAGCAAAAUUGCUUGGGUUGCUUGGCAGAAACUAUGCAAGUCUAAAGAGGUUGGUGGACUUGGUUUUCAUGAUCUCGAGAAGUUUAACCAAGCCCUGUUAGGCAAGCAGGCUUGGCGUCUCUGGAGCUCUCCUAACUCUCUACUGGCGCAAAUACUCAAACAUCGUUACCAUAAGAACUGUAACUUCCUUGAUAGUUCUGUUGGUACGAGACCCUCAUACGCUUGGAGGAGUAUCCUUCAUGGGAGAGAGCUUCUUGCGAAAGGUCUGUUGCGGUCUAUUGGCAGUGGUGAGAACACUCUUGUGUGGCAAGAAAAUUGGCUGCUUGAUGAUCUACCUCGAGUUCCCAACUACAGACAAGAAGCUCCGGUGGAUCUCACGUUGAAGGUUUCUGAUCUUAUCGAUGUUCAUUCUGGCCAAUGGAUAGUGCCACGUGUUAGAGAGACGUUUAGUCCUGAUGAUGUGCGACUUGUCCUCAACACCAAGAUCAACCCCUCACGUCACGAUAAUACGAUCUGGUGCUUCACAAAAAGUGGACAAUAUUCGUCGAAGAGCGGCUACAAACUCCUCGCGGACUUACAGGAGAUGAACUCUCCUUUCCCAGCCUUGCCCCCCAUUGAAAAACAGCUCUGGUCUGAUCUAUGGAGAACAAAAACAUCCCCUAAACUCAGACAUUUUCUGUGGCGCGCUCUAUCUGGAGCUUUGGCGGUGAAGGAAAGAUUACGUACUAGAGGCAUCCACCUUGACACUACAUGUGUAUCUUGUGGGUCAGCGUCAGAAUCUAUUUGUCAUGUUCUAUUCCAGUGUAGGUAUGCGCAGGAAGUAUGGUCUCUAUCCGGUAUUCCUCCUCCUACUGCUGGCUACUCUCAGACAUCGAUGUUCUUAAACCUUUUCCAUCUCUUGAAGUGUAGCAGAAACCCGUCCCUCUCCUUGGGUGUGCGUCUCGCGUUUCCAUGGGUCCUAUGGCAUAUAUGGAAAGCUAGAAAUGGCUUUAUCUUUGAGCAUGUGAGAAUGGAGCCUUCCCUGGUUCUAUCUCGAGCUAUGGAAGAAGCGGGUAUGUGGCUUACUGUUAACUCAUGUGUUGAGUCGACUGCAACCCCUGCUGUGGCACCUACAAUUGAGACACCUAAGAGAACCUGGUCCAAACCUCCCCAAGGUUUGCUUAAGUGCAAUGUUGGAACCUCUUGGCAACCCAGCAAUCUUGGUAGUGGUGCGUCUUGGAUUGUCAGAGAUGAGAUAGGUAAUCCUGUGAUACAUAGCAGAAGAGCUUUCUCUGGUGUUCUUUCUGAGUUGGAAGCUUCGCUUCGCUCUCUUGCGUGGUCGAUCAUGGCGCUUUCUGAUCUCCACCUUGACAAAGUGAUCAUUGAGUUCUCAUGUGUUAUGAUGGCGGAAGCCCUGCUAAACCCUACUAAGUUUCCUGAGGUCCAGUACUUAACUCAAGAAACUUUGCAAUCUCUCCAUCGUUUCUCAACCUAUACCUUGAAUCAUGUUGAACCGGAGAAGAACAGAGUGGCUAAACUCAUUGCAGUGAGUGUCACCAAGGAUCAACGAUAUCAAUCGUAUGUGGCUCAAGGAGGCCCUGCUUGGUUGGCUCACACCAUUCAAAGAGAGGCCCUGCCUCAUGAUCUAUAG